AUGUCCGCUUCAGACUCAUCCCUCACCGCCGUCUACGAGGCCAUCGAGAAGACCCUCAACGAGUUCCUCCUGGGCUACGAGAAAGCGACAGCGCACAACGACACAUCCUACCUCUCGACCACGUUAACACCCGACUGCAAGCGCCGCUUCUUACCCGAGUCGUUUCUCAAAUCCCAAGGCGCCCCGGGUGACUUCGCCACCGACAACAAGACGUACGAGGAGAUGUUCUCCAAGCAUCUUCCCGUCCACGCCACGCACAAGACGGAGAUCAAGAACGUCACCAUCGACGCCUGGAAGAAGAAGGCCGCCGCGACGACCGUUUUCCACUGCAAAUACAGUGACGGAGAGCCCCUUCUGAUGGAAUUCGGGUGGUUCCUAAGCUUCACGGAUGACGGGACGAAGGUUAAUGAGGUCUGGGAGGUCAUCGACAGCAUGGAGGCGCCCAAAUUCGAGGAAAAGUCCAAGAGGCUCUUGGAGGAGCUGGAGGCGAAGAAGUGA
Molecule: messenger RNA, 498 nt
Organism: Colletotrichum karsti
Lineage: Eukaryota; Fungi; Ascomycota; Sordariomycetes; Glomerellales; Glomerellaceae
Exons: 1
Coding region: 1-498 (165 amino acids)
Source: RefSeq, a predicted model, not a curated record